Molecule: messenger RNA, 5317 nt
Organism: Austrofundulus limnaeus
Lineage: Eukaryota; Metazoa; Chordata; Actinopteri; Cyprinodontiformes; Rivulidae
Gene: mef2d
Product: myocyte enhancer factor 2d
Biological process (GO): positive regulation of transcription by RNA polymerase II; cell differentiation; heart development
Molecular function (GO): RNA polymerase II cis-regulatory region sequence-specific DNA binding; histone deacetylase binding; DNA-binding transcription factor activity, RNA polymerase II-specific
Source: RefSeq, a predicted model, not a curated record
GCCCGAACGACGGUGGUGCGAGGAGCUCGGUGAGAGGGGUAAUUUGGGGCGACUGGAGUGAGGCACUCACUAACAGUUGUCAUCUCAGCAGUUGAAGCGACACGUGUGCUGCUCAGAGUUGGACCUUUGUUAUUAUUUUUAUUUUUUGUUGUUAUUUUUUUACUUCAGGACAACAUCUCUAUGUUAUCUUUAAUUUGGACUAUCUUGUUUUUGGACUUCUUUCUAUUUUUGACGUUUUUUCCAAAUUAUUUUUUUAGUAAAUAUAUAUACAUAUAUUUUUUCACUCAGUUGUAAAAGCCUUUCUGCUUAGGUGCUUCAAACUGAGUCAGGGUGCAGGAAGAGGUCAAACUUAAACUAUCCCAAACAUCCAACAAGGAAGAAAUACAACCACAGCCAUCUGUGACCUCACACAUUUCCAUUCAUUUCUCCCUGCUCCUCCCACCGCAACACAAAAACCAUGGGGAGGAAAAAGAUCCUGAUUCAAAGGAUUACAGAUGAACGCAAUAGACAGGUGACCUUCACCAAGCGGAAGUUCGGUUUGAUGAAGAAGGCGUACGAGCUGAGUGUCCUGUGCGACUGCGAGAUCGCUCUCAUCAUCUUCAACCACUCUAACAAGCUGUUUCAGUACGCCAGUACUGACAUGGACAAGGUCCUGCUGAAGUACACAGAGUACAACGAGCCCCACGAAAGCCGGACUAAUGCAGACAUCAUUGAGACGUUGCGAAAGAAAGGCUUUAACGGUUGCAACAGCCCCGAGCCCGAUGGCGACGACUCCAUCGACCAAAGUCCGCUAAAUGACCGCAAGACCGAGGACCUGGACAGCCUCUUCAAACGCUAUAGCUCUGCAGUCCCGCAGCCGACCUUCUCCAUGCCGGUCACAGUGCCAGUGUCCAAUCAGAAUGCAGCCGCGGCAGCAACCCUUCAGUUCAGCAACAACCCUGCCAGCGCCCUGGUCACCACCACCUCCUUCGUCACCUCCACCCUCGCAGAUCCCCGCCUCCUAUCACCACAGCAACCAGCUCUGCAGAGGAACACCGUGUCACCGGGGUUACCACAGCGACCAGCCAGCGCAGGGGCUCUGCUUGGAGGAGAUUUGGGGAACUCAAAUGGAGCAUGCCCAAGUCCAGUUCCUAAUGGCUACAUCAGUGCCAGGGCCUCUCCGAGCCUCUUGUCCAUAUCCAACAGCAACAGCCUGGGGAAAGUGGUGUCGGCUAAGUCUCCACCUCCACCCAGCCCUCAGAUGGUCAACAGCCGCAAGCCGGACCUGAGGGUCAUCACUUCGCAGAGCGGCAAGAACCUCAUGCAGCUGAAUGUCCAGCGACUAGGUGGCUCCCAGGUGACGCAGCCACUCACCACCCCGGUGGUCUCCGUCGCGACGCCCAGUCUCCUCGCACCCUUCCCCGGCAUGCAGACGGCCUACAACACAGACUACCAGCUGACGAGCGCUGAACUCACCGCGCUUCAGACGUUUACCCCACCAGGGCUGGUGCCUGGCAACAUGGCUGCCUGGCAACAGCAACCAGCGGUCUCACAGCAACAACAACAACAACAACAGCAGCUGACGUUGGCGUCACUCAAUAACUUGGUCAUGUGGGGUGCAGACAAACAGAAUGCGGAGAUGGUUAACUGCAUCUCCAAUUUUGCCGCUAACCUGAGGUCAGUGGGCCCAGUUCCUCAGAACGCCACACUGACGGUCAACACAAACCCCAACGUCAACAUUAAGUCCGAGCCCAUAUCACCAAACCGUGACCGCAGCACUCCCAUUUCCAUCAGUGGCCUAGGAGUGGGCACGGGGGUUCAGAUCCAGGGACAAGGUUUGGUUUCGGUUGCCUACCCUGGUGCCCUGCGGGUGGAAGCAGGAGGCCAAGGCCGCUCGCCCGUCGACAGCCUCAGCAGCAACGGCAGCUCGUUCGAGGGCAGUGACCGUGAUGACAUCCAGGGUCAGGGUGGGGGUACAAACUUCCACAACCAAGGGGGCGCCGGAGCACAGCAGCCCACCAUGGUCCUCCUGCGGCCCUCUUCAGCUGAGCCUCAAGAUCAGGAUGGGACAAACGUCAAAAGAAUGAGAUUAGAUGCCUGGGUCACAUAAACGUGGAUGGACGGACACGUGGAAGAUGGAGAUGUGUUUUUGUGGCUUGUGUACAUGCUCCCAUCAGCACCCCCCACCCCUUCACCCUAUUUUUGAAUAAAAUCACAGAAUAAAACCAUAAUUGACCCAGUAACCACACAGAAGACUCAUCCAUACACAACGCAAGCAUGCAAACACACUCAUGUUGCACAGUGGACAUCGAUGCGGAGUAGAUGGCAGCGUUCAUUCACGUUUGUACUUUGAUGUCCUCAAACUUGUAAGCAUGAAACCCCCCCGCCGCCCCCACAGUAGGUUGAGCCACCAAACCAGGGAUUACUCAUCAACAGAAGGAAAAUGACGGACUUGAUUCAGCUGCAUUUAAAAAGAAGUGAAGAAAGGUUUUAAUCAGGCGUAGUUUUGGUCACAUGGACUACUUUCAGACACGCUGACGGCUGCUGGCAGAGCAGACAAACAAAUCAGACUUGGUUUCCCAGCGAGCCUUGGUGGGAGUUGGUUUGCGGUUGGUGGUGUUGUCCCACCCUCCUGUCCUCGCUGUACAGUAGGUCAGAUUUGACAGCGCUGUGUUUAACAAGUGCCACUAAAAAUAUCCACAUCAUUUUUAAUUGUAUUUUUUUUUGUACCCAUCUGCCCCGCUACAGUUGUGUUGCUUUUUCUUUCCCUACUUUAUUGUUUGUUUUCCAACUCUGUUUAGAAGUUUGUCCUUCUGUCUUGACUGUUUAACGUUUGGAUUCAUUUUGGAUUUGAAUUUGAAGACACUAAAAAAAAAACCUCUGUCUCUCUCCAACCAUGCCGGCAGCUCUGUCAACAUGUCGGCGCUUUGGCCCUGCGCAAGAUUGACGACCCUCAGGUUGUUUUUCCCAGUGGAACCGUGCAGUCUAUCAGUAAAGCAAGGAGCGUGAUUUGUUGCUGACGUAAAAAGACUGCUUUUCUUUGAAUCAGGGAUGAGCUGCAACAGCUCAACGGCACGCUACACUCUUCAUUCGCCCACCUUGUGUCGACUACAGAUGCUGAGAAAGGCUUGUGUGUUUGAUGUGUGUGCGUGUGUGUGUGUGUGUGUGUGUAUACAGGUUUGUUACCUCAAUUUGUUGUUUUUUUAAGUGAUUUGGACAAAUGUUUGCUUUCAAUUUUAUUGAUCACAACUGCAAUGCACACAGCUGAAACUAUUUUUACGAUAGCUGAUGUUCAAAGGGUGGGUGGUGGGGUGGGGUGGGGAGGGGGUUGUACCAUGUAUAUAAGCAAUCUGUAACCUUUGUGGCUUUUGUGUGACAGGGGGAAAUAGGUGUUUUGAAGGUUGGAACAAUAGGUCAUAUACGAGUAUAUAUUUAAACGGCUUCAGACCGUUGCUGAGGCAACUUUGCGUCUGGAGCCAGAGACUAAAACAAACGACAGGGAUUGUAUAUAAAUAUACUGUAUGUUCGGCAGGAUAUCCCUUAACAAAGCAGAAAAAUAAGCAAAUAUUGAUUCUCAGUGGAUCGGUCUGUCUUUUUAAAGAUAUUAUUUAUGCGUGUAAAUAAAGUGUAAUAUGUGGAUAAGCCAAGAGAGGGUGCUGUAGAGGCAGAAAGGGAACUUGAGGAGGCUCAGACUGUUUUAGAGUGAGCAAUGAUUAGGACUCUGUCACUUUACCCUAACUCCCAACUCACACACUUAAACUAUAGACACACACACACUAAGGUAUGGCUGACUUACCUUGGUAGAAGUACUUCAUAAUAUAUUAUUAAGCAGAAAUAAAAACUUUUUACGCCCUAUUGAAUUAUUUUUAAUUUAUUACUGUGCAUUAAGCACUAUGAUCUUUACUGCCUACUGUUGUAAACUGCCUGUCAUCACAUCUGUGUUCUACACUUUAUUUAAGAGUAAUGUUUAAAAUAAUUACAUAUUUAAAAAAUGGAAAAUCUAAUCUACAUUUCUCUUUCUGCUUUUUAAAUAGCAAAAUAUUUUAAUUUAUUGUGGAUAAUUAGAUUGCAAACUUCAAAUAUAAUUUUGUUUCUGAAAGCAUUUGAUUUUUAUACAUUUAAUAUCAGCUGCUUCUGUUCAGAAGAAAUCCAAACUAAAGCUCAGCGAUGAGUUUCAUGGUUUUACAUCAGCUGAUGAUGAUUACUCAUCAGGUAUUUUUGUGUCAAAGGCAGCGCUGAAUAUAUAUUAUUUUAUUUUAAACCCCACUUAUCUUGUAAACAUGUCAAUCACACUUCAGAUCACACAUUCAGUAAAGGAUUAAGCAAGCCAAGGAAGUUUCCCAUCCCCGCCUUUAUGUUGAUGUUGACCUUGAUUCCUCCUAUAAAAAUAAGAAGCCAUGUAUCUAUAUUUAAAGGACCUCUCCUUCACCUGUCACUGGUUGGCUGUAGUUUUAUAUUUUGGAGAGUUUUAAAUAAGACGAUGAAAGAAUGAUGUGAAGGAUGUCUUCUUUUUUUUUUACUCUAGAAAAGUGUCAAAGUGGUGGUUUAGGGCUUAGUGUGUAGAUUUUUUUCAAACUGUGGUGGUCAAAAGUGGAGCUUUGUGUAUUUAUUUAUUUUCCUGAGAAGCACUCCCAGCCUGCGUCCGUUUGUUUCUGAGAAGCACUGGAGGCAGCGUUUGGGUGUCGUCGGAUGUUAAGCCGGAGGUUUCAGAGCGGUUCUUGGUUCUUUUUUAAUGACUACCUCCCAAAUCCCACGCAGACUUGUCGACUUUGGGCUUUGCCACAUCCGACCACUGCAUCCUUCUCACGGGCAAGGCCCUUGUCACCUCCUCCUCACCCCCCCACCCCACCCCCGCCCGUCCAUCACUCACUUUGCUUUUUUAUAUCCCUCUCUGAGGCUUAAUCUGAAAACCGCGCAAACACACACGCACGACGUCGCACGCUCCCCCUCGCGUUUGUUCCGUCCAGAUAGCGGGUCUCAGCGCAGAGACGGAGUUAAAUUAGUCCGGGGUCAUUUUUCCACAGGGUGACAUGAGCCCCCCACCCCCCUGCAGCUUCAUCGCACACUGCUUAGUGAUUUCUCAUUUUCUUUAUCUCAGCGUGUCACUCACUCAGACUCAUCCUCUCCGCAGCGAGUCUCAGAGUGGACAUCAGUCCACAGAGUUGACUGUUGUGACCUGAGCGUUGAACAAAGAUAAAACGAAACGAUAAUUAGACCCCCGAGGAGUUUAUUUUUGAUAUUUUUAUUUAUUAUUUUCAGAGGACGGAUGAGAACUGUCCACAGAAGUAAGGAUCGCUGGAAUCACAAAACAAAACGACAAUCCUGCUUUAAAAAAAAC